ACAUAAUCAACGUGCAGGCCACGUGUCGCGCGCAGGCGAAGACGCAAGGCAUCUUCUCCAUCUCCUUCUUCGUCAAGGUCUUCUCCUGUUGUAAUAAAGAAAACUCCGCCACUGAGCUCCCCUCGAUUCGAUUUUAGGGUUUUUUUUUUUUUUCUCUCUCUGCUAAUCUCUCUCGCAGCGCGCGAGUCUUCAGCUCUUCUUCCCACUUCCCUUGAUCGCCGGUCGACGUUCGCAUCCGAGCAGAGGCACAGGGAGAGGAGACUAUGUCAAGUAGCAGAAACACCCAUUGGUGUUACCAAUGUAGACGACCAAUACGAUUACGAGGUCGAGAUGCAGUCUGCCCCUAUUGUAUUGGAGGAUUUAUUCAAGAACUUGACCUGGUGCACAUUAACCGACUCGAUUUCUUUGGACUUGGUGAUGAAGGUCGUGACCCACACUAUCGGAUGAUGCAGCAAGCAUUCUCAGCAUUGGUAGGGCAGCGGUUGGCAGAUAGAAGCCAUAGCCAUGGCAUCAGGGGCAGAUCUGAUCUAUUUUCUGAGCGUGACUCUGGAGUUAGUCCUUUUCUGAUAUAUGGCGGUCCCGUGAGAUUGUCUGCAAGUAAUGGAAUUGAGGCCCUUUUUAAUGUGGUUCCUGGAAUUGGAUUGACAAGGGGUAACGUGGGCGACUAUUUUAUCGGGCCUGGACUAGAAGAAAUGGUUGGACACCUUGCUGCUUCUGCUAAUGAACAUCAGGGCCCUGCUCCUGCGGCGAGGCCUUUGAUCGAUUCCAUGCCCACUAUUAAGAUCUUGCAGAGGCAUCUUCGCUCCGAUUCACACUGCCCUGUUUGUAAAGAAAAAUUUGAGCUUGGAUCAGAUGCAAGGCAAAUGCCAUGCAGCCAUAUUUAUCAUUCGGAUUGCAUUGUCCCAUGGCUACUCCAGCACAACUCAUGCCCUGUUUGCCGCCAAGAACUGCCGCCCCAAGGAUCGAGCAGCAGUCGUCCAACUGCUGCGAAUCGGAGCAGCAGCAAUAAUGGCAACACCAGCAGGAGGGAGAGUCAAGGAAGGAGGAAUCCCUUCUCGUUCUUGUGGCCAUUCCGUUCAUCGAAUUCCAGCUCUCAGAACAAUAGACACAGCCCUAGUAACUCCUCGACUGUGCGUGAAAAUAACCACCACCAGAUGGAGUACUCUGAAUGGCCUUUUGACUGAGUCGAUGCGCCGUCCGUGCAGUCCGUGGUUGCUUUGUAAUUCUGAUAACAAUUCAUGGUAAGAGAAUUGCUUGUAAUGGAAUUGGCUUUUAGAGAUUGUGUGCUGUUUCUAGUACGAUACUCUUUUCUCUUCUGCCGUUUCUGUAAAUCUACUCGUUUGGUAAAAUUCUGUCCUAGGCAUUUUCGGCUGUGAUCUGUACUAUGUGCUCUUAAAGGCUUG
This is a messenger RNA of Eucalyptus grandis, 1403 nucleotides long. RefSeq names its product probable E3 ubiquitin-protein ligase RHC1A. Gene Ontology annotation, cellular component: cytoplasm. Gene Ontology annotation, molecular function: ubiquitin protein ligase activity. Bases 264 to 1184 code for a protein of 306 amino acids. The transcript has 2 exons. The record is from RefSeq and is a predicted model, not a curated record. Gene Ontology annotation, biological process: protein ubiquitination. Lineage: Eukaryota; Viridiplantae; Streptophyta; Magnoliopsida; Myrtales; Myrtaceae.